UGAUUGAUAUCAUUGUCAUUUGAACUUCAGUUUAUAUACAAUUUGUUUCGACAUCAACAACAGCACAUCAAAUCAACAUUUUUGAACAAAUGGCAAACUGAUGUCAAUUUCUAUCCGACGUCUCUUCGACAAAAGCAAUAAAGGAGCGAUUCGCUAUUCAUUCGCUCUGGUUGGUUACACUUACAAAAGAAACGUAUCCAAUAUGUCGUCUUCAAAGGAAACACCAUUGGAAUUAUCUAAUCUUGUUAAAGGUAUUCCGGAAAACAUAUGGGUGAGAUCAGUGAACUUGGUAAGACAGUACAACCCAAUAAAUCUUGGACAGGGAUUUCCCGAUUUUCCCGAGGUAGUUUCUGAUAAGUUGAAAGCAGCCUUGAUUGAAACCCAAGCCCCUGGUGCUACUGUUAAUUUUAACCAAUACUGUCGUGGUCAGGGCCAUCCAGACUUAGUUGGCGCUUUAGCUGAUCUCUACAGUCCAUUAUAUAAAAGGGAUAUUGAUCCUAUGAAAGAGAUUCUAGUAACAGUUGGAGGUUACGAGUCGUUACAUUGCGCCAUCAAUUCUGUCACCAAUCCUGGAGAUGAGGUGAUUCUGAUAGAACCCUUCUUCGACAGUUACGGCGAAACUGUUCGAGCUUGUGGUGCAAAAGCGCGUUACAUACCAUUAACAUUGAAAGCUGGUGGAAAAACGUCUGCAGAUUUUACAUUUGAUCGAGACGCCUUAGCUGGCUUGUUUAAUGAGAAAACAAAAGCUAUCGUAGUGAAUACACCUCACAAUCCCACUGGAAAGGUCUUCACUCGAGAUGAGGUUGAGUUUAUUGCAGACUUAUGCAAGAAACACAACUGUCUGUAUAUAAGUGAUGAAGUUUACGAAUGGUUGGUUUAUGAUGAUCGCGAGCAUGUACGCGCUGCAACAUUGCCUGGGAUGUGGGAACGAACAAUAACGGUUUGCAGUGCUGGUAAAACAUUCAAUGUAACAGGCUGGAAGACUGGAUGGGCAAUAGGACCUAAAUAUUUGAUUUCAGCAGCCAUGGGAGUUCAUCAAGGAAUAAUUUAUACUUGUCCAACGCCUUUACAGGUUGCUUUAGCGACUGUUUUAAAAGAUGAGAAGAAAUUGCUAGGAACCGAACAUUCCUACUGGAAAUGGCUUCGUGACAAUCUUACUUUAAAAAGAGAUCGAAUGUACAAAAUGGCGUUAGAAGCUGGUUUGCAUCCAAUUAUGCCCGAAGGAGGAUAUUUCAUGGUCGCUGAUGCUUCGAAAGCAGGCAUCAACCCACCAACACCAGAAGAGAACAUGCAAUUUGAUCAAAGAUUUGUUGAAUGGAUGGUAAAAGAAAAGGGUAUUGCUGCUAUACCUGUCAGCGCAUUUUUUUCGCCAGAUAGCAAAAAGCUCAAUGAUCGUUUUAUACGCUUCUGCUUUAUAAAGGGAGACGAUACGUUAGACGCUGCCGAAGAAAAAUUUAAGGCCUUGAAAAACUGAACAAAGGAUUUGAAUUUAAACUUUUUAUCUUUUACUACUUGAAAAUAGAAUUGUUAGCAAAGAAAAUUUUCGGCGGAAUAUUUUUGAACAAAAGGCAAGCUCUUGAAGUGGAGUCUGUCUAAACCAGAUCUUUUUUAGAUAUUUAUGACAUGUACGCGAUAAAAAUGACAGAUACAUUGAUUGAAGUGGACUGUUAUCUUAAACAUUAAAAAUGUCGAAAAUCUUUUAUAUUUUGAUGAAAAACCAUGGUAUGUCUACAAUAUUUCUACGAUGUGAAAAUUCGCGCUCAUAACAGAAGCUGUUUACGUUUACGAAAAUGUUUCUAUAAGUUUUUCAAUUACCUUUUUUUAUCUCUUUAAUUUGUUUCUAUUUUGAACGGAUCAUAUUUUCUUUGUCUAUAACAUUGCUAAAACCUACAUAAAGUUAAGUUAUACUCGAAGAAAGAAUUUUUCACGUAAUUGUAUAUGUAAAAACGACAGUUUUUGCGGCGUUUUGGAUGAUCAUCCACCUAUUAUCAAGGAAAAAAAUAAUCAUUAAAUCAUAAAAUUAUAAUGCAUCCAAUAAAUAUAAUGGCACUGA
Messenger RNA from Hydractinia symbiolongicarpus, 2053 nucleotides. Its product is annotated as kynurenine--oxoglutarate transaminase 3-like. The record is from RefSeq and is a predicted model, not a curated record. Gene Ontology annotation, biological process: biosynthetic process. The transcript is spliced from 15 exons. Bases 101 to 1474 code for a protein of 457 amino acids. Gene Ontology annotation, cellular component: mitochondrion; cytoplasm. Gene Ontology annotation, molecular function: L-kynurenine:2-oxoglutarate transaminase activity; pyridoxal phosphate binding. Lineage: Eukaryota; Metazoa; Cnidaria; Hydrozoa; Anthoathecata; Hydractiniidae.